Epinephelus lanceolatus (giant grouper) is the source of this 2924-nucleotide messenger RNA. RefSeq names its product ADP-ribosylation factor 3a (gene arf3a). Lineage: Eukaryota; Metazoa; Chordata; Actinopteri; Perciformes; Serranidae. Gene Ontology annotation, molecular function: GTP binding; GTPase activity. The record is from RefSeq and is a predicted model, not a curated record.
CAACCGUUGCUCCUCGCGAGACUAUCAUCCAGUCCUCUGCCUGAAUCCAGCUGGUAGCCUGCCUGCCGUUGACGGUUCUGUUGCAGUUGAGGUGAGAGCCGCCGGUCAUCAUGGGGAACAUCUUUGGUAACCUGUUGAAGAGCCUGAUAGGCAAGAAGGAGAUGAGGAUUCUCAUGGUGGGGCUGGACGCUGCUGGGAAAACCACCAUCCUCUACAAGCUGAAGCUGGGGGAGAUCGUUACCACCAUCCCCACAAUUGGUUUCAAUGUUGAGACGGUGGAGUACAAGAACAUCAGCUUCACCGUGUGGGACGUGGGUGGCCAGGACAAGAUCCGUCCCCUGUGGAGGCACUACUUCCAGAACACUCAGGGUUUGAUCUUUGUGGUAGACAGCAAUGACCGUGAGCGUGUGAACGAAGCUCGGGAGGAACUGAUGAGGAUGCUGGCUGAGGAUGAGCUUCGGGAUGCUGUUCUGCUCGUCUUUGCCAACAAACAGGACCUGCCCAAUGCCAUGAAUGCCGCAGAGAUCACAGACAAGCUGGGCCUUCACUCGCUACGCCACCGCAACUGGUACAUUCAGGCUACCUGCGCCACCAGUGGAGACGGUCUCUACGAGGGCCUGGACUGGCUGGCCAAUCAGCUGAAGAACAAAAAGUGAGGAGUCCAGUCGGUAGAGUGGGGAAGAGCCUGGGUGCCAGCUCCAGGUAGUGGUUAUAGAGGAUCCAUUGUGUUUACAUGGAGAGGCAGUGCUGAAAAGCUCCCAGGGGGUGACUCUCAAUGGCUUUCCCCCAAAAAUACUCGUUUCAUUUCUUUAUUUUGAUUAAUUUCAUUUGUUUUGAUCUGCGGUGAGCGUUUUUAAAUAUUUACAAACCAACGGUGUUGACCUAAACGACUUACAUUCUACACACUGAAUACAUAAAUAUUGGGAUGUAAUAGUAUAAUGUUACUGUAAAGGCAUAUGUAUUUCCCCUACUUUGCAGUCUCUUUGCCCUCCAUCACCUUUUAAUUUGUUCAGAAAGCGUGACGAUGUAGAGCAACCUUCCCUCAGAUACUUUAAACUUAAUGUAAAUUAUAAAGAAUGUCAUAAUAGUAUAGUGAGACUACUACUACUGUCUCAGAUACUAUCACAUUGUUUAAAAACAGUAUACUCAUACAGGCUCAGAUAAAUGUAAAGUUGUCAUUUUUCCGUCCAUACUUGUGUUUUACCACCAAAUUAUGCGCUUCAGAGCUCAAUUUUUGCUUCAGUUAUCUUAGAUUUUAAGUUUAUUUAUCCUUGAUUUGAAUUUUAUUUAUUUUAUUAGACACACUGGAAAGUCUUAAACAGUUUCUAUUUUUGUCGACAUGUAGUUAUUUAUUUAUUUAUUUAUUCGUAAGUUUGCUUUAUUUCCUAAGUGCAUCAUAUGGUUUCUCUCCCUUUAUUGCAAUGUGCAUUUACUGCUAAGGCAGCUGGUGAAAAAAAAAAGAAGCCCUAGUAUCACUGUAUAUUACCGCUUCCCAAUCUGCAUGGAGAUAUCCCAGUACUGGCUCGUGGGCUUGUAAGAGCUGUGAACUACCGCAGGCCGCUGCUGUAAAUAAAGAUUUGUUCUUAGUCGACUUGCCUGGCUCAAUAAGGGUUAAAACAAUUUGUCUGGCAUCAGCGAGGUGUGAUAGCUGAACUGAUACAGAUGACAGAACAGGAACACUGUACCAGCUCUGUGGCUUAGGGGGUGGGGAAAAAAUGCUGCUACUGGCCUGUGAAGAGUGAUGCAGCAGAGCAUGUGAUUGGCAAUAUCAGAGAGCUUACAUGGUUUUCGAAUGUUUAUUUUUUUAAGUCAGUUUGUGCAAGCAGCUGCACUAUAUCUGUCAAGAGAACUCACAUUGCUUGUCAUCCUGAUUUAUUCAUCCCUAAUUGGCGUGACAUUACAUGUGUUUCUUGUGUUAACCGUAUCUCACUGUAUUACGUUGCACAGAAUAACUCUAGAUGCAUUAUUGUUGUACAAAAUGUCUGUUUUUUUUCUUGUAUUUUUGAAUGGAGUAUUUAUUCAUUUUGGACCAAAAGGCAAGUGUUGAUUUUAGUGUCGUUUUUUUUUCUUUUCUUAAUUUGCUAACUAGAUCAGAUCGUUGUCUUUAUGAGUGUUUACACAAAUCACAUAAUUUGAAAAAAAUAGGAGCGAGGAUGAUAGUAAUACUGCAUCAUAAGGCAUGUUAAUAAUGUACAAGAUCUGUAAUAAAAGUGAAUUAUAAUAGCCUGUUUCCUCAGACUAUAUUUGUUAGUCUAAAUUACUGCUGCUGGUUGGAACAACGCUGUACUGAUAAAUGUUAUGGAUUUAGUGUAAAGUUUACCGAACAACCUUCUAAUAUGCAAAAGCAUGCUUUUCUAUGUCAGCGCAACUGUAUAUAUGUUUAUGUAACGAGAAAAGUAUACCAUGGUAUUCGCGGUCAAAUUGAAAAGUGUUGUUGAUACACCUGUAGAUAUUGGGGUCAGUGUGUUGGCAGAUAUGUAUAACUGACAGCAGCUUGUGUGUGUGUGACGUGUCCUCUAUUACGUUCAGUUUGGUGUGAAAAUUGUUUUUGUGGCCUUAUAUUGCCAGUGGUUAAUUUCUCUUUGAUAACAGGUUUGUAUGUAGGAAUGUCUGACAUUCAAGUAUCUCACCUAUGAUCUGUAACACUGAUGCACUCACAGUACUGUUGUGGCUAAACCAUCCUUCUUUCAAUGACUAUUGGCAGAUUUUAAACUUGAAACACUGUAGAAAAGAGAGACUGCAGAACAUUCCAAACGAUAAAGUUUAUUCAAAAAAAGGAGCAAACGGAAAAUGGAUUUAUUUAAUCAAAUGGAAUAUUAUCAAGGAGAGGAAAUAAAAACAACACAAACUGGUGCAGAAGUGUUGAAUGAUUUAAUGAUUCCUGGCACUACGUCGAUCAAUCAAUAAAAAGACCAAAACUCAAA